Molecule: messenger RNA, 2106 nt
Organism: Colias croceus (clouded yellow)
Lineage: Eukaryota; Metazoa; Arthropoda; Insecta; Lepidoptera; Pieridae
Product: desmoplakin-like
Exons: 2
Coding region: 98-1972 (624 amino acids)
Source: RefSeq, a predicted model, not a curated record
UAUAAGGGUGCCGCUACAGCCUCAAAGCCAGUUCACCAGCAACCGUCUCUUGUUUUACAUCUAAAGGAGAGAAGAAAAAUACCAAACAAGGGUUACUAUGCAUUACGGGAAUUACCUUUUCCUAGCAUUGCUUUGUAUUUUUCAACCAAUAAUAUCAAAAGGCAAUAUUGUUGAUGGCAGGGAAUCCCGUUCUGUACGCUCAAUACGCUUUGAGCUUUCGGACAGACGAUCGUAUCGAGACGUACGUGAACGUUUCUUAGUAAGCUCUCCGAAUAAGCUCUCGCCGGAUCAUCACCUAAUUCGAGAUGACCGCCGCGGACGAUCUUCUUUGCGGAAUAAUCUGGAACGAGUAGAUACGAUCUUGCAUCGAAACACUAGAGCGAUCAGGCAGUUGAAGACCAAUGAAAUACGAUCUCAGAGACUUUCUCGAUAUCAAGAUAGAAUCAUUCCUGAUGUUAGAUCGAUCAAUGACCGCACUUUUGAUGAUGCCUCUCGUAAUGUGAGAUUUGAACGCGGUACGGCACUAUUGGACACUAGGAAAAUUGCAUCAACGACAGAACGUGUGGAUGCGAAUGAAAAUAAAUUGAGCAGAAGUCGAGAAAUCUCCAAAAAUGCACGUUCAAGAAGUGUUUACGACUUAAAGCAAAGUGAAAGACGCAUUUCACAGAAUCGUUUUUCACCUGAGCGAAAUAUUGAUAUUUCUCGGGACGUAUCUGAGCGUAGCCAUAAUGUAGAAAGAAGAUUUAGCAAUGCAUAUCAUAGAAGACAAGAAACCAGACAAAAAACUAAUGUCCUCCCAAAUCGUCCCCGAUCAUUGGGACGGGAGCAAACUCGUGAAAUGCGAAUCCGAAAUGAUGAUAAUUUGGUGAGAAAAGAAAGGCGCAUUUCAAUUGAAAAUCGACGCAAUGUUGAUAAACGUAUUGAUAUUCCGGAAAACUUAAAGAAUAUCAACUCUCGACGCAUUUCACAGAAUCGUUUUUCAGCUGAGCGAAAUAUUGAUAUUUCUCGGGACGUAUCUGAGCGUAGCCAUAAUGUAGAAAGAAGAUCUAGCAAUGCAUAUCAUAGAAGACAAGAAACCAGACAAAAAACUAAUGUCCUCCCAAAUCGUUCCCGAUCAUUGGGACGGGAGCAAACUCGUGAAAUGCGAAGCCGAAAUGAUGAUAAUUUGGUGAGAAAAGAAAGGCGCAUUUCAAUUGAAAAUCGGCGCAAUGUCGUUCAACGUAUUGAUAUUCCGGAAGACUUAAGGAAUAUCAACUCUCAAAGGCGUGGCUCUACACCAAAUAGAGAAGAAGUCAGAGACCGUUUUGAAAGAACUGUUCGAGGUCGUUAUACUCGAUCGAGAUCCCUUACACGUUCAAAACUCCGAAAUAGUGUAGCUGGAAAUAUGCAUGAACGCAAUAUUAAUAAUAUUAGAGAAAAAAGAGAACUCGAAAGACUAGGCGGAGAUCGACGAUCUGAGGCACGUAGAGAAUCAAGAAGCUUGUCUAUGGAAAUUAGAGACAUGGAGAGGGAUUUCGCUGGCCGACAAUAUGCCAGAAAUAGCAAAGCAGUCGCCCGUGAAAUACAAGGAAUUUCCGAAAUGAGGAAACCUUCUAGAACAUUGUCACGAUUGAAUAUUAGAGAUACCCGUUGUGAAGAUAGAGAACGUGUUUCUCGAUCAGAAUUGAGGGAAAGAUCAAAAAUACUUUUCCGUGAAGCGGAGAGAACUGCCUCUCGACAUGAAAGAAGGAACAAUAUGUUGCGGGAUACUGAUGAAUACGGAUCACGUUUCGAAGUAUCCAGAAAUUUGAUAAAUUCAUUCAAAAGCGAAGAAAAAACUGGAAUGAUGAAUUGGCAAAUACUAUUUUACACUUUACAAGGCAUAUACUUGUGUAGUAUUUUGGUUAAAGCGAUGAAUAAAAAUGAUUAUUCUAUGAAAAAGACCCGAUCCUUUGGCUGGUUACCUCUAUCUACUGCUAUGAAGAUUGAUUGAACAAUAAUGAUAUUCAUCGGCGCGCUUCUCGAAAAUACUACCUUUCUCUUACGAUGUAUAAGUUACAAACUUAUUUAAAUGUGUAUCUAGUUACUUAAAUUUUUACUAUCUGAAAUAAAAUAUGGUUAUUCUGA